AUGCAUCCUGCUGCCGACUGGAUUAAGAUUAGCGUUGACGGUUCAACCCUUAGUAACCCUGGCCCUUCGGGAGGUGGCGGUAUUGCUAGAAACCAUGACGGCGAGUUCCUUUUUGCCUUUUCAUCGGGCUACAGCUUCAACUCAAAUGGCAAGGCUGAAAUCAGGGUGAUAUGGGAAGGACUAUCAUGCUGUCAGGGUCUUGGUUACAUUAAGGUGGAAGUAGCUAGCGACUCAAAAUCAAUGGUCGAGUCCCUCAACAAUAUUAAGGACACCCCUUCAUGGCCUAUGUGGUACUGGUGGUCAAGAACAAGGGCGCUUAUCGAAGGCAGGGAAGUGAUUGUCUCUUAUUCCCUGAGGGAAUCGAAUGUGGUGGUUGACGGUCUCGCGCGGAAGGGCAAAAACAGCCAGUCCCAUCAUCUCUUCCGAGCUUCUUCUGAUCUGCCCCCCGUAAUCAGAGGAUUGAUCAUCUUGGAUCGAGCAGGUUUAGGAUACUUGAGAGGGGUUUAG
This is a messenger RNA of Magnolia sinica, 507 nucleotides long. RefSeq lists its product as uncharacterized. NCBI's taxonomy places the organism in Eukaryota, Viridiplantae, Streptophyta, Magnoliopsida, Magnoliales, Magnoliaceae. Gene Ontology annotation, molecular function: nucleic acid binding; RNA-DNA hybrid ribonuclease activity. Bases 1 to 507 code for a protein of 168 amino acids. The transcript has a single exon. The record is from RefSeq and is a predicted model, not a curated record.